Penaeus vannamei (Pacific white shrimp) is the source of this 3366-nucleotide messenger RNA. NCBI's taxonomy places the organism in Eukaryota, Metazoa, Arthropoda, Malacostraca, Decapoda, Penaeidae. The record is from RefSeq and is a predicted model, not a curated record.
GUCAGGAGAAUUGGUAUGAUAUCUGGGUCUAUGACCAAGAUAAGAAUGCUGUUCAAACAAAGGUGGAGCCUUCACUUGGUGUAUCAGAAGAAGAAGAGAAUGGUCCUGCAAGUCUUGAAAAGGAACUUGCAGUGGGUGUUGUAUCACAUAAAGUUGAAGAAAAUAUUACUGUUAUGCAUAGUAUCAAAUCAGGUUCAGAUGCUAAAACUGAAAAUUUGCUACAAAAAGAAGUUGAUAAGAUAGAGAUACCGAAUAAGGUUACAGGCGCAUCAAGUGUAUCAGGUAAAAACAUCUUAUCCCAAGAGUCAAGUGCAGAAAAUGCAGAUCAUGCUAAAAAGGCACAAACAACCAGUGCAAUGCAUUUACCAAGAAAAUCAGAAAUAGGUGAACCUCUUCAAAGUAAGGAAAGUGCAUCAGUUGCAAAAGGCAGUAAUGUCAAUGGUGCUCAGGGUAAAGUGUGCAAGAUUCACGUACGUCAGCCGGAUGGACGUUUGGUGCCUUACUUCAUUCCUGCUCACAUGUAUUCCUUAGCUUUAAAGAUAGCACAAACUGGUAACAAAAUACAAGGAAACCAAGAAGGUAGUGUGGAUAACAAGCAAGCUAGUCUUGUAGAAAAAACUGGACUGCAACAAGAGGCAAAAGGGUCACAGCAGUCAGCAAGUUCAAAUCCUGAAAGUGAUGAUUUAGUUAAAGUGCAAAAAGAAUCAAAAGAUAUCACCCAGCAGAAGAACUCUGUAGAAUGUGAAACAAAAUGUGAGAGUGGACAAGAGAGUUCUAAAGGUUCAGGUGUUCCUGUUAAAAUCUUCAAUAUCUCACCAAAUAAAGGAUCAGUCAAACCUAGUCAAGUGGUAAUGAGCCAGUUACCAUCUAGUGGUAGCCAGAGUAUUCCUAAACUUACUCUGACAACACAAGGUAAGCAGACUGUUGCCCGAGUGUCUGCUGGCAGUCUUUCACAAAAUGCAUUACAGCAACUUCUUGUAAAAGCUGGACUUAAGGACAAGAAGCCUGCAUUAGUGAAAAAAUUGUUGAGUAAAACAAAUGAUGUAAAUGGUGAACUAGUGCAAUCAGUACAAUCUCCAGAGGGUCAGUUGUUAUCAGAUCAGUCAUCAUUAAUUAAAAAGCCAAAUUUGCAAUUCAUGCCAGUCAAGAUUGUUCAGGAUAAACAGCCUGGAGGGUCUUCAACAGCAAAGAUUGUAAAAAAAGCAAUAUCUACAGCUAAUAUAAGAUUUGUAACCAACAAUGGACAGCUAAUUUCAGCAGGACAGCUUGCAAAGGGUAUAACAAUACCUGUUGCUAGUAAACCAAGUACUGUGACACAAGAAUUACCCACUAGCAAAUGUAUUCUUACAACAUCUAGUACCAGUACAACAGCAGCUAUUAAAGAUGGAACAAGUGUUGUUGUAAUGCCAAGUGGACGCAUCUUGGCUGGAUCAGGAGGUCUACAAUUAGUUACUAGCCAGGGAAAGAAUACAGUCACACAGCACCCUCCGCUUGUUGUUUGUAGCUCAGCUCAGAGUGGAAAAACACUUCAAUUACCACCACUCAUAGUAAGAAGUGCUGGAAACAAUCGAACCUUAUGUACAUUGUCGAAUACUGCUUCAACAGGAAGCACAGUUAAAAAUAUAGCAGUAACAGGUGUGUCACUGCUUCGUGGUAAUGUUGUUACAUCUGUAACGCCUGCAGCUGUUCGAACUUUGCUAAAGCCAUUGUGUAUUACAACCACUGCUGGGGUUACAGCUACUACUCCUGUUUUCACCAAUGUCGCAACUAAGGUCACAAGUAUUCCCGCAACUCUAAAAAGUUCUUCAGCAAAAACUUCAGGGAGUGAUACAGGAAAAAUAAUAGUUCCUCCUGUUAUAGGCUUACCAGAUAAAGUUGCAGAAAGCUCUAGUGAAGACCAAGAAGUCAAUGCAACAAAGAAGUGGGAGGAACAAAUAAGACAAUUUAAGGCCACGUGUCAAGCCUGCAGAUCUCUUGAUGCAUGUAUAAAUCUGUGGGUAAGAGCCAUACCCCUUGUGGCUCCUCCAAACAAGUGGAUAAGUAAAUGCAUUUUGCCAUUCUGUGCAGGAUCCAUAGAAGAGUUCAAGCUUUGGCCACUGGGAAAGCAGAGGGCAGCAGAGUUUCAGAGGGCAAGGGAAGUUAGAAGGCAUAUAAGUGAAUGUGGUAUAGAAGGCAGCAAUUGGUGGACCACGAACAGAAUAGUUGCAUGGGCAAGGUGUCAUGCUUAUACUCCAGUAGAGCCUAGACCUCUACUUCAAACAGAUAAGCUUUUCUUACCAUUAGAACAGCAGGUCUUUAGCACAAUUACAGACAUUGGAAAUCUAGAAGAACGAGAAAGAAGUAACAACGAGCAACAGUUUGCACGUUCUACUCACCAAGAUAUUGAUGUAGUCUCAGUAAUUGAGGAGGAGAACGAGCUCACAUCUCCUCACAAGUCUUCAGCCUCUCCAUGGAAGGAGCAGUCUGUCUUCAUGGCUUGGGAGGAUCAAGAAACAGUUGAUGGAUGUGAAUGGGUUGGACAUUUAGCUUCACAGUUAAGAAUUAAUCAAACUUCAGAAGAGGUUUUACCUGGAUAUAGAGCAGAUGUUGCACGUGCAACUAUGUGGAAGGCAAUGUUAAACUUAAUGGAGGAUCUACUGCGGUCUUCUCACAGUGAGGCCUGGGGAGAUAGUUCUGAGGAGACCUCUGGUAGUCCACCUCUUGUUCCUCCAAAGGAAAUCACACACAAUCAUGUCUUAAAAGCCUUAACUACGAAACGUCAAGAGUUCCAGUUGUUCACUAAUUAUGGACUCGGAAGCCUUUCAUAAUCAUCAGAUGCAAUAUAGUGUUUUUCAUGUUUAUAGAUCUGAUCUGUUCUGAUAUCAUGAAAUAUUUUAAAAAGCUAAUAUGGUUCUACAUGUAACACAGAUAAAACAAAAAGAUAAGCCACUUUUAUUUUGAUUACUUGUUGUAGAUUAAAAAUAUUAUAUAACUUAAAAUGGCCCACAGUUAAAAAUGAUAAUCAGUAUAUUAUUGUUUAAUACUGUAAUCAAACCAGGAGGAUCUCUUUUGUUGUAUUGUUGUCAAGGUUCAUCACAUAAGAUUCAUUCCAUGAAGAUCAUAUGGUAAAAAAUCAUAUAAUGAGAAAAGUUAAAUGAGGAAUCAAAAUUAAUUCUAUCAUUUAUAUUUUUCUGAAAUAUAUGAGUAAUAUUGUUCAUGUUCUUGUAAAAUUGUUGUUGACUCAUCUGUAGUACAUCAAAUUCCAUAACUAUCUGUGAUAUUCUAGAUAUGAUUUAUAAGUUUCAUUGUUAAAAAUCCUUAUAAGAAUAAAAAACUCAGGGUAUGAUUGUUUCAUUAACUUUUUAUUUUUUUUGUCUGUCUUUUGCU